AUGCGGAUUCUGUGUCUCAUUAUUAUACUCUUACGCUUUGGAGCAUCUGGAAAUACUGCUGAAUAUGCUGAGGCCAGCACAACAAGAAGCUGGUGGAAUGCAGUGCCUCGGCUUUUGAGCGACAUUGUUACCAUCAAGGCAAACAUUCUAACAGCCGGUCCCCUCGAACUGGCUGCCAGUGCAAUCGAUGUUUUGUGUUCCUCCACUCUUUUUAUGGACAAAGUGCCUCCGCAAAUCACUCCAGAUAUAAAGAAAAUGAAUUUUCAGUACAUGACUCCGUGCCAGAACUAUAGUGUUCCUCUGCUGGAGGCCUCGAAGCUUUGGAGGCACUCGAGAUUCAGCAAAGGACGAAAGGUGGUUAUCUUGGCCACCGGAUGGACCAACACCGUGAACGAAUCCUCCGCCAUUUCGAUGAUCUCCAAGGCUUUCAUGUGUCGUGGCGAUGUGAAUUUUGUUAUUGUGGAUGCUGCUGACUAUGUGGACACCUUGUACUCCUGGUCGGCCCUGAACACGGAUUUAAUUGGCGAGCACAUUGGCGUGGGUCUGACCCAUCUUAUAGAGCUGACCCCACUUAGAAACAUCCACUUGAUUGGACAUUCCCUGGGAGCUCACAUCAUGGGCACUGCUGGUCGGACAUUUAAACGUCUUACUGGAAAGCUAAUACCCAGGAUAACUGGCCUAGAUCCGGCCAAACCCUGUUUCAGGCGGGAGAACAUCUUGCCGGGCUUGACGCGCGGCGAUGCCAAGCUGGUGGACAUCAUCCACACCAACAUUGGCAUUUUGGCCAAACGUGGCCCACUGGGGGAUGUUGAUUUCUAUCCGGGCGGAGCACAUGCCAUUCAGCCCGGCUGCCUGACCAUCUCUUGCUCACAUACCAGAGCAGUGGAGUAUUUUGCAGAGAGUGCAUAUCCUCGCCAGGGGAAGAAUUUCAUGGGAACCAAGUGUGCUUCCUGGGAGAAUCUAAAAAGGCGGGACUGUUCUGCUGGUAUAGUUUCCCCAAUGGGCUAUAAAAUGACUCCCCAAGCUAGGGGAAUGUACUAUGUGGAAGUUAACAGCUGGCCUCCUUAUGGCAGGAACUCGAAGCAAACUAUUGAUCCUAAAUUAAGGACUUGCUAUUUGUGUCAGGAGUGA
Molecule: messenger RNA, 1131 nt
Organism: Drosophila subpulchrella
Lineage: Eukaryota; Metazoa; Arthropoda; Insecta; Diptera; Drosophilidae
Product: vitellogenin-1
Exons: 4
Coding region: 1-1131 (376 amino acids)
Molecular function (GO): lipase activity
Source: RefSeq, a predicted model, not a curated record